AUGGGGUGUAUUUUAAGAUCAUUACUGACGGAUGAACAGCAGAAAAAACUUCGUCCAUGGCUCGUGGCUCGUAAAGAAGUAGAAUCCAUGGAAUUAGUUGGAGAAGAUACCUGUUGCAAAGUUGAUGUUGUUGCUUUCAUCGAAGAAGCUUUAGUACUGUCAGAGUGUCGUCAUCGAAAUGUGGUAGGUUUAAUGGCUGUGACGGUUGACCUUAACCUGCAGCUUCCAGUUAUUGUGUUCCCUUACAUGCAGAACGGGGAUCUUCAGAGCUAUCUCCGGCGGAAACAAGAACAGCAAGAACAAUUUCAACAGGAAGACGUUCUACUGAUGAAACGCCAUCUAUUGUUCAGUCUGCAUAUUGCUAACGGAAUGAAGUAUAUAACAGAGAUGGGUUACAUUCAUAGGGAUCUGGCCACACGUAAUUGUAUGUUGGACGAAUAUUUCGUGGUAAAAAUUGGAGACUUUGGUCUAGCACAGACAGUUUCUGCUAAUAGUUCCAUGAAAACAUCCCGACAGCGGUGUAUGCCUAUUCGUUGGAUGGCUCCAGAAAGCAUGCGUUGUGGAGAAUUCUCUGAGAAGUCUGAUGUGUGGUCUUACGGUGUCACCAUUUGGGAGAUUCUAACCUUGGCCAAGACCCCCUACUUCGACCUGGCGAACAUUGAAAUAUUACCCUUUCUGACGUCUGGAAAUAGACUCAGUCGCCCAACCGUUUGUCCAGAUAACAUUUACACAGUGAUCCAACGCUGUUUUGAGGAAAAUCCUAACGACAGACCAGGAUUUUCAGAGAUCGUGCAGUACUUAGAAGAUUACAUAACUCUCACAUCAGGUUACCUUAACCUCCAGUCUUCAAGUUCUUGUCCAGAUACUUGUCCUAUUUAGCUCGAG
Molecule: messenger RNA, 885 nt
Organism: Limulus polyphemus (Atlantic horseshoe crab)
Lineage: Eukaryota; Metazoa; Arthropoda; Merostomata; Xiphosura; Limulidae
Product: tyrosine-protein kinase receptor Tie-1-like
Exons: 6
Coding region: 1-879 (292 amino acids)
Biological process (GO): protein phosphorylation; cell surface receptor protein tyrosine kinase signaling pathway; positive regulation of kinase activity
Cellular component (GO): signaling receptor complex
Molecular function (GO): transmembrane receptor protein tyrosine kinase activity; ATP binding
Source: RefSeq, a predicted model, not a curated record